AUGAAGCACGCAUAUAAUGUUGGUUUUGUUUUUAUUUCUUUAUCAAUAAUUUUUGUAUUGGGCGAAACAAAUGUUACACCUUCCGAGCAGUGCCAAGGGCAAAAUUUCGACAACUUGAGCGAGAGGAUCCAAAUUAUCCCAUGCAGGAAGACCGGCUGCAAACUUCAGAAAGGCACUAAUACAACAGUGAUAUUUAAAUUCAAGCCAGAUCAAGAGGUUAAGACGCUCGUGAACGACGUUUACGCCGACAUUGGGGGCAUUCCCCUUCCCUUUAUCGGUGUCACCGGAGUGAGCGCAUGCCCCCAAGUGACCCGAAGCGACGGGUCCCCUGCCCCCUGCCCGCUCGCCGCCGGAGAGGAGUACACUUACACCAACGUGUUCCCCAUCGAGUCCUUCUACCCCAGCGUUAAACUCAGAGUGCACUGGGCGCUUCUAGAUGGCGACAAAAAAAUCAUAUGCUUCGAAGUUCCCGCCGUCAUCACGCCUCCAAAGCAU
Messenger RNA from Iphiclides podalirius (scarce swallowtail), 495 nucleotides. The record is from the annotation of a GenBank genome assembly. NCBI's taxonomy places the organism in Eukaryota, Metazoa, Arthropoda, Insecta, Lepidoptera, Papilionidae.